UGUUGUUGUUUUUGUUGUUGUUGUUUUUCAAGACAGGGUUUCUCUGUGUAGCUUUGCACCUGUCCUGGAACUCACUCUGUGGCCCAGGCUGGCCUUGAACUUACAGAGAUCCACCUGCCUCUGCCUCCCGAGUGCUGGGAUUAAAGGCGUGCGCCACCACCGCCCAGCAUGCUAGUAGUUUUUAAUAAUUCUUUCUCAUUAGCUAUAGUUUUCCUUUUAUAUAAAAGUAUAUUUGGGAGGUCAUUUUUUUGUUACUGUAGUAAGUUUUAAAUCUUACUUUUUAUCCAGAAUAACUUGAUUAUUCUUUUCGCCUAGCUCACCAGAAUUGCCGAAGUGUACUUUUUCUCCCUGGGGUAUCUCUCAGAAGUCUAACUAAGGAAGCACAAUCCUGACUGCCCUGUGACUUGCUAUCAUUUGUGCUUUCACUUCUGGGGAGGAGUUGACAGUCACAGCCUUUCAUCUUGCAACAGCUUUACUGUUUCUUGUUUUCAUUAAGGAGGGAAAGUUAACGUCCAUGAUGUGAAGACUGUUCUUCAAAACACUGGUUUCAAACUGGAAGCAAAAGAGCUGAAGGACCUGCAGUCCCGCCUGCCGGUGACUGAACAUGAAAAGGUUGACUUGGAUGUGUUGAUGGAUGCAGCAAAAUCUUUCACAGGAGAAAGAGUUGACACCAAAGACUUAAAAGACGUUCUGGGGAACAUGGGAAUUGCCCUCACUGAAAAAGAAGAAUUGAAGCUAUUGAAAUCUCUGCCCAUCACUAAAGAUGGAACAGUCUAUAAGAAGAGAUUACUGGACAGUGUGGCAUCAAUCAAAGGGAAAAAAGUCCAAGUCUGUCAUCUACCACUCAUUUUGAAGAAUGCAGAAUUUGAACUUGAGAAGGAAGACUAUGAUGAUCUCAUGAAACAUCUGCCUGUCGAUGAAAAUAAACUGGUUGAUUUAAGUGUGUUAAUGGAUGAAGCAAAAACUUUUACUGGGAAGAAGGUUGAGAUUGAAAAUCUGAAAAAUGUGCUGAGGAGAGUGGGACUGGUGCUCCCCGACAAAACAUACAAGGAUCUGCAGAAAAACCUGGCAGUUUACGCUGGUGGGAAGAUAUAUAAGAAGCGACUGCUAAAGUAUGUGACGGGUCUCAAAGGGCCACGGGCCAAAAUAAAAAAAAUGGAAUCUGUCUUGGAAAACCUGGGAGUUAAGAUCAAAGAUGAAGAACUUGAAGAACUAAUGGCCCAGCUACCAUCUGAUGGUAACAGAACAGUGGAUCUGAAUGAUCUGAUGGAUGUUAUCAGUUACAUCAAGGGAGAAGUAAUUGACAUCCAAAACUUGGGCAAGUUUCUAGCAAAUGAGGGGAUCGAGCUCACAGAAGACGAGAUGAACAACCUGAUGCCUUACCUGGAAUUUAACGGAAGUGGGAAGGUCACCAUACAAUCGAUAAUGGAGGGCCUGAAGAAACUUAAACCGAAAGGAAUGAUGAGUCUGCACAAGUUGUUAAGAACUGCCAGUGGUAUUAACGAAAGAGUUUCUGGCCAAAUGGCAGUUUCAGGACUUAAAUCCACACUGAAGCUGAAGCCUCUGAAAGCACCUCUCUUUCACAGGAGAGAUAGAGCAUAUCUUCCAGGUUAUUUACAACACAAAGAAUCGAAGCUGAGCCCUUCACAACUGGAAGCCUUCCAAAAUGCUUACAACUACUUCACCAAGGAUAAAACUGGCUGUAUUGAUUCACAUGGAUUGAUGAGCACCUUAGCUAAACUGGGGAUGAAUCUAAACACAUAUGAUAUCUAUAAUGAAUUAAAGUGUGCUGAUCUUGACAGAGACGGUAAGAUCAACUUCUCAGACUUUAUAGAGGUGCUGACAGAUAAGAAACUCUUCCUCAAGGCUGUGGUUCCAGAAAAGAAACUGUGUUUAGAUUUAGCUAACAACCCAGGGAUCUUAUUAUUUGAAAUCCUAUCAAAACUUGUAGAGACGUCAGCCCUGCACAGAAAGGAUAUAAUCGAGCUAGUAAGCUAUUUCCGAAAAAAAUUCCAGGAAAGCAACGCAGAAAGACUGUGGAGUCCUAGAAGGGGCUUUAGGGCAGACAUCUGCACUCCUCCGCGCUCAAGCACUGCUGCCUUUGCCAACUCGGCCAGGAUCUCCAUCAUGAAAGAAAGGGAUCUGUAUAAGUUUCUCGAAGCACUCAAGCGGUGCGAUCUCCCUACAGGUAGCCCGUACUCAAAGAUACCUAUCUUUCCAUUGUUCCCCGAUGUGGACGGGAUGGUGAUGGGAAGGCCAUUCAAAGACAUACAGAAGUUAGAGACGCUAAGGAGAAAGGAGCCGCUGAGUUUCUUUGAGGACUAUUUUUUCCAUAAAAGAGAUUGGAAAACACAGGCUGCAGCUGUAAAACCUAUCAAGUCUGCCUCAGGCUAUUCGGAUGACAUCCUAGCCAUUGACCAACUAUUCAAGAAGAAGCAUCACUGGACAGUAUCUGAUGCAGUGGCUAUCAAACAGCAUGUAAAGAGAGCCACGGACACCUAUAACUUAGGAAUUGCACUUGAGCACCGGAAAGAAAUGCUGAAUCUCUGGAAAAAGAUCCGAGGGGAUUUGAUUGGGAUCGAAACCAACAAUGAGUCCUUUUACAACACCUUUUCUACAUACACGUGGUCCUGGAAUGUCUGCCAAGAGCUGCUUUCCCCUAAGGACUUGCGCUUGCAUGAUGCCUAUGCAAACAGAAACUCCUCCGGCAAUUCUGGAUUCUCUUCCCCGUCAGACUUCAGUGAGUGUGACCUGGAGACAGGAAGGAAAAGGAAGCGGAAAGGUUUCAGGGGAUUUCGGCAAUGAAAUGUCUACAUUUUCUAAACAACUCUUCGAAAACUGCUUUCCAUAGUUAUCCAAAUUAUGAUUUCUUGCUUUUAUCUACUACAGGCUUAGCAGGUGGAAAUUUUGACAUCUUUUGGAUUCCAUCCAGUAAAAACCUUUAAAUCAUAGAAUGGUUUCUCUUCCCACGGUUUCUCUUUCCCAAAUCUUUGCUAGUUAAAAGCAGUUACCCUAGCCCUUCCCUGGAUGGAGAUGGAAGAAGAGAUGACCGGAGGUAGGAGGGGGGGAAUGGGUGAGAGGGACUAGGAGGAGAAGAUCGGGGAGAGGCUGCAGCCAGGAUGUAAAAAAAAAUAGGUGAAAUAUGUGUACACACACACUCACACACACGCGCGCACACACACACACAUAUAUGCUUGGCUAUGCAUGUUUAUUUCCAAUGCUAAAUCUUAUAUGGUGGUAAAAAUCAUAGAUAAAAACAAUUUAUCAUUAGUAAGUGAAUUUUAAUAUCAUUGAUAUGUAAAACCUAACAAUUUUCCAGGAUUUGACUUGAAUGCCUCGGUCUAUCAAUGUUCAAAGAAUAUGAGGUCUCCUAAGAAUAUUCUACCCAGUUCUUGUUGAGCUACCUUCCCUAAACCUCAGCUGGGUUUGGUUUGUAGUGAAUUACUGCUUUGCCAUGACAUAUUUAAGAAAGUGAAUGUAGUGAAUUGUAAGUAUUUUUUUUAAAUUGAAAGUAGAUUCUUUUCUCAUCCUUUAUCUCAUCCUGACCAGUUUCCGCUCUCUCCACUCCUCCUAGAUACUCCUCAUCUCCCCUCUCCCCCAGAUCCAUUUUCCCUCCAUUUCCUCUUCAAAAAAGAGCAGGCCUCCAAGAGAGGACAGCCAAACAAGACAAAACAAGAUACAAUAAGCCAAGGCAAAAACCCAACAGGAGGAAAAGAGUCCCAAGAGCAGGCAGGAAACUCAGAGAUACACCCACUCAAAAAAAAAAAAAAAAAGCAGUUACCCUAUUAUUAGAGCCAGUUACUCCCUGCCACUCCCACUCAGCUUAAAACAGCCAAGACAGCAGCAGAAAGGGGAAAAGUUAGCCUGGGUUUCUAAGGGCCCUCCAUGCAAGAAGCAUUUGAGUUUGGGGUGACUGUAAAUGAGACCGGUUUUUGAAUGUUUGUGACAGACCCCAGCAUCAGAGGAUGGCAACUGCAGGAAAUAGCACCAGCACACCCUCCACCCACACCACAAAGAACCUCUGGGAAAUUUAGGAAUUCCUAAGGCACAACUUUCACUUGGAUUGCUCCUGCAAAUAAUAAAUCUCAUCCAUUACAUUAAAGACACACAUAGCUGGGCGGUGACGGCGCACGCCUUUAAUACCAGCACUUGGGAGGCAAAGGCAAGUGGAUCUCUGAGUUCUAGGCCAGCCUGGGCUACAGGGCUAGUUCCAAGACAUCCAGAGCUACACAGAGAAACCCUGUCUCAAGGGGAAAAAAACAAAUAUACACAUAACUAUAUUGCAAAUUUGUGGAGGUAUCAUAGUAUUUUGUUUUGUGCAUGUGCAUGUGCUAUAUUUGCAAGUGUGCACAUGUGUGAGUGCACUCGGGUGUUCUUGACCAUGCUGGUAUGUGUGGAGCCUAGAGGUUGAUGUCAAGGCAUCUUCCGAAAUCAUUUCUCCAUUUUGCUUUUUGAGUCGGGUUCUCACUGAACCUGGAGCUCAACAUUUCUGCUAGACUCUAGAAUCUACCUGUCACCAUCUCCAACUCAAUGCUAAACACUGCUGCCCUCAAAUUUCUACAUGGAUACUGGGGGUUGGAACUAAAGUCAUGAUGCUUAUACAGCAAGCAUUUUGUCCACUGAGCUAUCUCUUCAUGCUGGAAUGUCAAGAUUUUUAUUGUGAUAAAACUUAACUGUAGCCGGGCAGUGGUAGCGCACCCCUUUUAAUCCCAGCACUCGGGAGGCAGAGCCAGGCGGAUCUCUGUGAGUUUGAGGCCAGCCUGGGCUACAGAGCAAGAUCCAGGACAGGCAAAAGCUAUACAGAGAAACCCUGUCUUGGAAAAAAAAAAGCAAAAAAACUUAACUGUGUGGUGGUAUUGUGUUCCCCAAAAUAUUAUGCACGAUAAUAAACUUAUCUGGGGUCAGAGAAUUGAACAGCCACAAUAUUAAACAUAGAGGUUAGGCAGUGGUAGCACAUGCCUUUAAUCCUAGCAUUCCAGAGGCAGAGAUCUACCUGGAUCUCUGUGUGUUCAAGGAUACAGCCAAGCGUGGCGACUCACACCUUUAAUCCCAGAAAAUGAGCCUUUAAUUCCAGGAACUGAUGGCAGAAAGCAGAAGACCUGAGGAUGAGGAACUAGCCUGGUUAAGCUUUUAGGCUUUUGAGCAGCAGUUCAGCUGAGAUCCGUCUGGAUGAGGACUCAGAGGCAACCAGUCUGAGGAAACGGGAUCAGCUGAGGAACUGUCAAGGUGAGGAAGCUGUGGCUUGUUCUGCUUCUCUGAUCUUCCAGCAUUCACCCCAAUACCCCGCUCCAGGUUUGUUUUUAUUAAUAAGAACUCUUAAGAUUCUUGCUACAUAACUGUAUAGAAUUUACCGUCUUAAAAAUAAGUAAGUGGGGGACUGGAAAAAUGGCUCAGUAGUUAACAGCACUGGCUGCUUGCUCCUCCAGAGGACCUAGGUUCAAUUCCCAGCAGCCACAUGGCAACUCACAGCUGUCUAUGACUCCCAAGAUCUGGCACCCUCACACAGACAUACA
Messenger RNA from Peromyscus californicus insignis, 5513 nucleotides. RefSeq names its product EF-hand calcium binding domain 3 (gene Efcab3). Gene Ontology annotation, molecular function: calcium ion binding. The coding region runs from base 631 to 2805 and encodes 724 amino acids. NCBI's taxonomy places the organism in Eukaryota, Metazoa, Chordata, Mammalia, Rodentia, Cricetidae. The record is from RefSeq and is a predicted model, not a curated record. The transcript is spliced from 22 exons.